AUGAGCUCACCAGGUGACUAUUUCAAACUAAUUCAAGAGGAUUAUCAAAAAGUCAAACAUCGAAUCAGUCACAAACCAAUGUCAAUUGUUCAAGCUAAUGAAUAUUUUCAAAGGCACAAAGGAUCAAUUAUAACAAACUUUUUUUUUCAAAUAAAAAAACCAUUGAAUAAAAUUAGGUUUUGGAAAAUAUUUACUAUUGAAACUGGUGAUGAAGAAUCAAUUGUCAUUAAUCAAAGUUUGAUUUAUGUCUUGUGUCUUUAUAUUACAAGCUUGGAUCGUUAUAAUGAACCAUAUAGUGAAAAUAUCGAUCCCCAGAAUCCAUCAAAGUCUAUAAUAUCGCUAAGUCUGAGUGAAACUUGCCGUCAUUUUUACAAAUUGUUGUACAUUUUCCCAAGUGCUUUAGUUAUGAAUAAAGUUAUAAUUGGUGAUGGUGAUCAAGUUGAUCCUGAUGAUGACUCCAAUAUUUUCAAUGAUGUUGAAUUACAAGCUGGAAAGGACUUUAUCAGCUAUAACCUUGGUGAAGUUAUUCCAACAUUAAAGAAUGAAUAUGUCCCUGAAGAAGUUAAUUAUUCAAUGAAUGAAGUUCGUGAUACUAAUGAUGAAUUUAAGUAUAAAUGUCAUAAAUUUAACCAAGAUAAAUUAGUUGAAUCAAUGACUAAAAUGAAUGAAAAGCUCUCCUUUGAGCUAUCCAGAAAACCAUUAAAAAGUUUGUUAUUGUUCUUUGGAAAAUUAUUACCACCCUUGUUUGCUGGUGAUUAUUCAAACUUCAUGUUUAAAAAUCAAAAUUCUUCCAAAAUAUUAUAUGAUGAUUUCUUCUUUGAUCCUGUUACUCGUUUAUUCCAGUUUGCAAUGGAUGAUUCUGAUACUGAUUCGUUGGAUCCAAAUAACAUAUUGAAUGUAUUACAUCCGGGUACUGAUAAUCAUAUUGUGUCAAAGACUAGAUAUUAUGAUGAUGAUGAGUCAACAUUAUUUCACUCUGAGGAGACAUGGGAAGAUGAAAAUUUAUCUAUAAUAAUCUUACACUUGAAGGAUCAAAGGUUUUUCCACAAUGUUAACAAGGGUGGUAGAGGCUUAAAGAAUUUUAUUGAAGAUUCUAAGAUUUUCAAUUCAAUCGUUUCCAACUUGAUUAAAGAUCAAUCUGAUUCACAAAAUUCAAACUAUAUAAUCAUCACAGAUUAUCAGUAUUCGUUGCUCAUUAAUAUUCAAAAUCAGGAUAAAAGCAAACAAUAUUCCAUCAUUAAGAAUCAAAUCAAUUCAUUUGACCCAAAUUCUGAACCAAUAACACCAAGUUCAAGUGAUGAUGAAACACUUUCCUCAGGUGAAUAUGAUUUGGAAGUCUUGAUAUGUAAGAAUGUAUUUUAUAAAAAUUUAGAUCUUAAUGAAAUGAAUUAUAAUCAAAUCAAUAUAAUUGAAUCAAGAUUAAUGACUUCAAUCUUUUUAUUAGAGAGUUUUUUGAAAUCAUUAGAAUCUAGAAAGACGUCCCGCAGGUUCCAAAGAAGGAAGAGAAAAGCGAAAGGGAAACAAAUUAAAGCUCAUUAG
Hansenula ciferrii is the source of this 1539-nucleotide messenger RNA. RefSeq lists its product as uncharacterized. The transcript has a single exon. Lineage: Eukaryota; Fungi; Ascomycota; Saccharomycetes; Phaffomycetales; Wickerhamomycetaceae. The record is from RefSeq and is a predicted model, not a curated record. Bases 1 to 1539 code for a protein of 512 amino acids.